This is a messenger RNA of Podospora anserina S mat+, 393 nucleotides long. RefSeq lists its product as uncharacterized. Lineage: Eukaryota; Fungi; Ascomycota; Sordariomycetes; Sordariales; Podosporaceae. Bases 1 to 393 code for a protein of 130 amino acids. The record is from RefSeq and is a predicted model, not a curated record. The transcript has a single exon.
AUGGCUCGUGAAGGAACCCGUUCGUCCACCGGCAACUCCAAGCCGCGUGUCUUUCAGACUGUCGACACCGCUCCUGCCGUGAAGAGGACCACCAAGCCCAAGGCUGCGAAGGAGGAGACCAAGGGCGCCAAACCCACCGGUGUAACCAAGAAGAAGGCCGCCCCCAAGAAGGAGACCGUUGCGAAGAAGGUAUGUCGGCUGCGCCUCAGGUUGUGUGGAGGACAUAUCAGGCACAAUCGGGCUAACUCUCUGACUUUCAGGCCAAGGCUGCUGUCAAGAAGGCCGCGCCCAAGAAGGCAGCCGAGAAGGCCGAGAAGACGGAGAAGGCCGACAAGCCCGAGAAGGCUGAAAAGGCCGAGAAGGUUGAGAAGGUCGAGAAAGCUGAGAAGGUGA